Messenger RNA from Fraxinus pennsylvanica, 1002 nucleotides. The record is from the annotation of a GenBank genome assembly. NCBI's taxonomy places the organism in Eukaryota, Viridiplantae, Streptophyta, Magnoliopsida, Lamiales, Oleaceae.
AUGGCGGAUGAUGGCGGUCAUUCAAGGACUGAAACAAAAACUAUCAAGAAUGAUGUGUUGAGGGCCAAGAAAAAGGCAUUCUUGACGAGAAAAGAAUGUAUAAAGAAGAAGACGAUGGAAUUAUCAGUUUUGUGUGAUGUCAAAGCUUGCACUGUGAUCAUAGGCCCCGACGGGCAGGUUGAAACGUGGCCUGAGAAUCGUAGCGAUGUGCGUGAGGUGAUCAACUUGUACCGAAAUGGGUCUCUUAAUAACAAGCGGAAGCAGCAAUAUGAUGAUCGGGGUUGUAACAAGAAGCAGGUUUUGGGAGGUGAUAAAGGGGCUAAGAAUAGGGCUUUGAACCCGGAAGAAUUUCUGAAAAAGCUUGAGGCCAAAAUAGAUCAAGUCAACAAACAGAUUCAAUUUGUCAAGUCCAAAGAUCAAGAAAUCGAUUCAGGGUGUUCCUUUGUUAAAUAUGAUACUUCUGAAGAAACUGAUAAACCUGAUUAUUCUUUCUCCUAUCAACUUGGCAACCCAUUGUGUGGCGGCAUUCCUCCUAAUGCAUGGCCUCCAAAAUAUUCACAAGAUCUGGGCUUACAUUCUAAUGUUGACAUGCUUGGGUUUGGAAAUCAGUUGCAUGGCCUCCAAUCAGUUACAUCUUUCUCCACAACGCAAAGUUCGCAUGUGCCGUAUUAUGCUGGUCAUACUCCUUACAGUCAGGCUCCACAAAUACAACAGCUUCCUGAUUUUAGCGGGCAGUUAACAGUCCCUCAACCACAGAUGCAGCAUAAUGCACCAUCAGCCCCACAACAAGGACCUGUGAUGGAAAAUAUACUGCAAAUACCUGCUCAGCCGUUUCAACCUCUUAAUCACGCACUGUCACAAUUUGCUCAGAUGCUGUCACAAGAAAAACAAACUCCACAGGCCAGUAAAACAAACUCCACAAACCAGCUUUCAGUCACCACAACAAACCUUCUCUCUGCUUCAACAGCAGCUGCAAAUGGUGCAGCCAUGGAACUAUAUUGA